CAAGGCAUGGCUUCUAUACACUCACUAGCAAUAAUCCUGCUCGGAGUGAUAAUGCUCACCACUCCUGUGUUGGCUAAUUACUACAAACCACUCGCUUAUGAAAACCCACCAAUUUAUGACCCUCCACCAACUCACAAACCACCGCCUUAUAAGCCGCCAAUAUACCAUCCUCCGCAUGAGAAGCCUCCUCCGGUGUACGAACCACCGUAUGAACAGCCACCGCCAGAGUAUGAACCACCUGGUGAGAAUCAACCACCGGAAUACGAGCCACCGCAUCAUGAAAAACCACCAUAUGAGAAUCCAUCUCCAGAGUACGAACCACCUUAUGGAAAAUCACCACCAGAGUAUCAACCACCUCAUCAUCAAAAACCACCGUCUGAACAUCCACCACCAGAGUAUCCACCACCACCUGAGUAUCCACCACCUCAUGAGAAGCCACCACCUGAAUAUCAACCUCCUCAUAAGAAACAACCACAUGAGAAUCCACCACCGGAGUACCAACCACCUCAUGAGAAACCACCACAUGAACAUUCACCACCAGAAUAUCAACCACCACAUGAACAUCAGCCACCUGAGUACCAACCACCACACCAAAAACCACCUCGUGAGAGUCCACCAUCGGAGUACCAACCACCUCAAGAAAAGCCACCACAUGAACAUUCACCACCAGAAUACCAACCACCACACGAGAAACCACCACAUGAACAUCAACCACCUCAUGAGAGUCCACCACCUUAUGAAAAGCCACCACAUGAACAUUCACCACCAGAAUAUCAACCUCCACACGAGAAACCACCACCAGAGUACAAACCCCCUCAUGAGAAACCACCUCAUGAAAAUACACCACCAGAAUACCAACCUCCUCAUGAGAAACCACCACAUGAACAUCCACCUCCAGAGUACCAACCUCCUCAUGAGAAACCUCCUCAUGAAAAGCCCUCACCAAAGUAUCAACCACCACAUGAACAUUCGCCGCCAGAGUACCAACCUCCGCACGAGAAACCACCACACGAGAAUCCACCACCAGUGUACAAACCGCCUUAUGAGAACUCACCCCCACCACAUGUGUACCAUCGUCCACUCUUUCAGGCACCUCCUCCUGUGAAGCCAUCCCGACCUUUUGGCCCAUUUCCAGCCUUUAAAAACUAAUAAUAACCACCACUGAAGAAUCUGCACAUUUAACUUGGUAAAGUAAAAUUCAGAGUGGUUGUUUGUUAUGCUUUUUAUAUCAAGUGUUUAUGUUCUUGUUUUCAUUUGUUUUCCUUUUCUGUUUUAAAAGCUCUUUUAAGAUGUAAAGCACAAUGUGCCCUUUCUGCAUGCAAAUAAAGGCUCUAUAUAUAUUGCCUCUGUAUAAAAA
Messenger RNA from Lathyrus oleraceus (garden pea), 1357 nucleotides. Its product is annotated as early nodulin-75. Lineage: Eukaryota; Viridiplantae; Streptophyta; Magnoliopsida; Fabales; Fabaceae. The transcript has a single exon. The record is from RefSeq and is a predicted model, not a curated record. The coding region runs from base 7 to 1149 and encodes 380 amino acids.